AUGCCUAGGGGCAACAAGAGCAAGGGUCGCUCCCGGGCCAAAAGGCAGCAGACUCGGGGAGAGAGGCAGAAUCUCCAGGGUGCUCAGUCCGCUGCAGAGGAGGAAGCAACAUCGCCCCCUCUUGGCCAGGGAGAUGGGCCCAGCUCCCCUGAAGGCUGCACUCCUCAGGGGUCUCAGGAGGCCAUGCCCCACGGCUCUCCUGAGUUAGAUGUGCCCCGCUCAAUCUAUGAUGUUGGUGCUGAGGGUUCUGUUGCAAGUGCUGAUGAGACAAAUGAUGACAGACGUGCUCAUGCCUCCAAGAUAGCAGCUGCCAUUCUGUCUGCACGUAGAGAUCCUCUGACCAGGAAGGCCAAUGUAUUGAUAGAGUUCAUGCUGGAGAAAUUUAAGGUGAAAAAGGCCUUCACACAGGCAGAUAUGCUUAGGAAGAUCAGCAGGAAGUACAAGGUGCACUUCACUGAGAUCCUCAGGAGAAUCUCUGUGCGCCUCGAGUUGGUCUUUGGCCUUGAGUUGAAAGAAGUAGAUCCCAGUUCUCAGUCAUAUAUGCUUGUGAGCAAGCUGGGUCUCUCCACUGAGGGAAGUCUGAGUAACAGUACUGGGUUGCCCAAGACAGGGCUCCUGAUGACCCUCCUGGGUGUGAUCUUCAUGAAGGGGAACCAUGCCACUGAGGAAGAUAUUUCGGAAUUCCUGAAAGUAGUGGGGAUUUAUCCUGGGAAGAGUCAUGUAAUUUUUGGGGAACCCUGGGAGUUCAUCACCAAAGAUUUGGUGAAGGAAAAUUAUGUGAUAUACCGCCAAGUUCUUGGCAGUGACCCCCCACGCUAUGAGUUCAGGUGGGGUCCCAGAGCCUAUGCUGAAACAACCAAGAUGAAAGUCCUGGAAGUUGUAGCUAAGAUCAAUAAUACUUUCCCCAGUUUCUUCCCUAGUAUGUAUGAAGAGGCUAUGCUUGAUGAGGCUAAUAGAGCAGCACGGCGAUUUACAGCUGUGCCUGGCAAUGCUGUUGAUAUCAGUGAUAUCAGGGAAGUUAGGGCUCAUCAUCGCAAGUGCAUGACUCACAGCUCCUCCCACAUUUAG
This is a messenger RNA of Microtus ochrogaster (prairie vole), 1068 nucleotides long. RefSeq names its product melanoma-associated antigen B2-like. Gene Ontology annotation, biological process: negative regulation of transcription by RNA polymerase II. The transcript has 2 exons. Gene Ontology annotation, cellular component: nucleus. NCBI's taxonomy places the organism in Eukaryota, Metazoa, Chordata, Mammalia, Rodentia, Cricetidae. The record is from RefSeq and is a predicted model, not a curated record. The coding region runs from base 1 to 1068 and encodes 355 amino acids.